CGUGAGGCCGGUCACGUGCCAGGGCCGCACCGCUAGCUUCCGGAGACAUUCGGGGCUCAGCGGGUGUGGUCCUGCGGCUCCCUGAGCCUACCGAACUGCACAGCCAGGAUGAUGAACGGGACCACCCCCGACCAGGAGCGGCCGCCGGUGUCCGAGCCCGUGUGGGAGCGGCCCUGGUCGGUGGAGGAGAUCCGCAGGAGCAGCCAGAGCUGGUCGCUGGCAGCCGACGCCGGCUUACUACAGUUUCUACAGGAAUUCUCACAGCAGACUAUCUCUAGGACCCAUGAAAUCAAGAAGCAAGUGGAUGGACUAAUUCGGGAAACUAAAGCCACAGAUUGUCGACUACAUAAUGUCUUCAAUGACUUCCUUAUGCUGUCUAAUACCCAGUUCAUUGAGAACCGUGUAUAUGAUGAAGAAGUGGAGGAGCCAGUGCUCAAACCUGAGGCAGAAAAACCAGAACAGGAAAAGACCCGGGAACAGAAAGAAGUAGAUCUGAUUCCUAAAGUUCAGGAGGCUGUGAACUACGGUUUACAAGUGUUGGACAGUGCAUUUGAGCAACUAGAUAUAAAAGCAGGAAACUCAGACUCUGAAGAAGAUGAUGCUAAUGAGCGGGUGGAAUUGAUCCUUGAGCCAAAGGAUCUAUACAUUGACCGUCCUUUACCUUAUUUAAUUGGGUCAAAGCUAUUCAUGGAGCAGGAAGAUGUAGGUCUUGGAGAGCUAUCUAGUGAAGAAGGUUCAGUAGGCAGCGAUCGUGGUAGUAUUGCGGACAGUGAAGAAGAGAAUGAAGAAGAGGAGUCAGAUGAAGAUUUUGCCAAUCAUAGUGACAAUGAUCAAAACCGGCACACUGCACAAAUGAGUGAUGAAGAAGAGGAUGAUGAUGGUUGUGACAUUUUCGCUGACUCUGAGAAGGAGGAGGAAGAUAUUGAGGACAUUGAAGAGAAUUCCAGACCUAAAAAAAGUAGACCUACAUCAUUUGCUGAUGAGCUGGCAGCUCGGAUCAAAGGGGAUGCUGCAAGCCGGAUGGAAGAGGAGCAAACAGCCUUAUCCCCAGGGGAAACAAAACCUCGGAAGACAUUGAAAGAGAAGAAGGAAAGGAAAACUCCCUCAGAUGAUGAAGAAGAUAACUUAUUCGCACCCCCCAAGCUGACAGAUGAAGACUUCUCACCAUUUGGUUCUAGAGGUGGCCUGUUCAGCGGAGGGAAGGGACUUUUUGAUGAUGAGGAUGAGGAGAGUGACCUCUUCAUGGAUGCCCCUCAGGAUCGGGGAGCUCGAGCCUCUGUUAAUGAAGCGUCUUCAUCCUCCAAACCUGGAAAGAAAAUCCCAGCAGGAGCUGUUUCUGUAUUUUUAGGGGACACUGAUGUGUUUGGUACCACCUGUGCUCCGUCACUGAAGGAGGCCCAGAAGCCCGAGCAGCCCACUCCAGGGAAAAGCUCGUACCUCCCAGUGCCUGCUGGCCUCUUCGAUGAUGAUGAUGAUGAUGAUGACUUUUUUGCAGCAUCCCAUAGCAAACCUCCCAAGACAGACAAAGUCAAAUCCACUGCCAGUAUCUUUGAUGAGGAAGGAGAUCUGUUCAAAGAAAAAGCGGCAGCUUUGCCAGAGGCUACUGUAAGUCAGACAGAUGAAAAUAAAGCAAGAAAAGAAAAAAAGGUUACCCUCCCUUCCAGCAAAAAUCUCAAGCCCUUGUCAGAAACAAAAACUCACAAAGGUUUAUUUUCAGAUGAGGAUGACUCUGAGGAUUUGUUUUCUUCUCAAAGUGUGAGUAAGUCGAAAGAUGCAUCUCUCCUGCCUAGCAAACUCCCCACCUCGGUCUUGCUUUUCGAUGAUGAAGAUGAAGAGGAUAAUCUUUUUGGGGCUACAGCUGCUAAGAAGCAGUCAUCCUCUCUACUCACUCAGAGCCAAGAGAAAACAAAGCCCUCUGAGCUUUCCAAAAAGAAAGCAUCUGCCUUAUUGUUCAGCAGUGAUGAGGAGGACCAGUGGAAUAUUGCUGACUCACAGACCAACUCAGCAUCUGACAAGUCUAAAGGAGAACUUAGGGACCCUGGGACCACCCAAGACCAGGAGAUUAAGGCCGUGAAAAAGACCGGCCUCUUUCAGGAGGACAAUGAGGAUGAUCUGUUUGCUAUUGCUAAGGACAGCCAAAAGAAGACCCAGAGAGCAUCUCUCCUGUUUGAAGACGAUGGUGACAGUGGAAGCUCUCUGUUUGGCUCUCCUCCCGCAUCUGCUCCUCCUGCGACAACGAAAAAAGAGACUGUCCCUGACGUACCACCUCUGCUGUUCAGUGAUGAAGAAGAGAAGGAGGCACGGUUGGGAGUGAAACCGGUGGCUAAGGAGGCUGAGAGCGCCAAGGAGUCGUCAGAAUUUGGGAGAGCUAGCGUGGCUGAGGAGUCAGGAAAGGAAGGAUCUCUGAAUGUAUCUACUCAGGAAGCAGCCAAGCAUUCUGAUUUGUUUUCUGCAUCAUCCCCAUUGGACAGAGGAACUAAAACUAGAACCAAAACUGUUCUUAGCUUAUUUGAUGAGGAAGAGGAUAAAACAGAAGAUCAAAACAGCUUCCAAGCUCUGAAGAAAGAAGUAGGAAAGAGUCCUGAUCCUAAUGCCCGCCCCAAGAGCACAGGUGUCUUUCAGGAUGAAGAGCUCCUUUUUAGUCGCAAGCUUCAGAAGGACAAUGACCCAGAUGUUGACCUUUUCUCCGGCACCAAAAAAACCAGGUUGUUAGAGCCAAGUGUUGGGAGCCUGUUUGGGGAUGAUGAAGAUGAUGAUCUUUUCAGCUCUGCCAACUCGCAUCCUUUGAUCCCAGAAAAGAAGAAGGUAGUGAAAAAAGACCACUCUGUUUCCUCUUUCAAGAACCAGAAACAUCCUGAAUCCACUCCAGGUAUCAAAGAAAAAGGCAAAUGGAAAUCGGAAACACCUCAGGACUCACCAGGUCCCGCUCCAUUUAAAACCAAAGAGCCAUCCCCUCGGAUCUGGAAAAUUCAAGCAAAUUUAGCAAUUAACCCAGCAGCCUUGCUGCCUACAGCGGCUCCCCAGAUCUCUGGAAUGAAGUCUGUUUUGCCAGAAUUGGGUGUUCCUUCGUCUGAACCUGGGAGAAUCCACAGUCUGGAAAGUGUGCCCACUCUUCCCGGGAGUGGGGAGGCCGGCGUGAGUUUUGACCUUCCAGCUCAGGCAGACACCUUACACAGUGCGAACAAGACCCGGGUCAAAGUGAGAGGAAAGCGCAGACCACAAACACGCGCAGCUCGGCAGUUGGCUGCCCAGGAGUCCAGUGAGGCUGAGGACAUGAGUAUCCCCAGGGGAUUUGUUGCACAAUUGGCAGAUGGCGUCAUUUCACCAGAUGGUCAUCAACCACAGCCCAGGGCAGCUGGUGGAGAAGACAGCUCUGAGGAGGCCGUGGCAGCUGCCAUUCCAACUUGGGCAGGUGGUCCUGUGCUUGGGACAGACAGAAACCCCUUUGUGAAAUCUCUGGGUCAACCUCUUGAGGAUGACCUUUUUGAUUCUGGAGAUAUCUUUUCCAAGGGCAUUGCAUCUCAGUCCACGGGGAGAAGAAAAGCCAAGGUGAAGGCAGCAGACAGCCUGGCCAACCCGGCAGGGGGAAGUAAAGAAAAAAGCCCCAUGUUUCCUGCUCUCAGUGAGGCAGGCAGUGAUGAUGAUCUCUUUCAGUCUGUUAAACCAAAACCAGCAAAGAAAACAAAUCCUUUCCCUCUCCUGGAAGAUGAGGACGAUCUCUUUACAGACCAGAAAGGCAAGAAGAAUGAGUCAAAAUCCAACAGUCAACAGGAUGUUAUCUCAAAAGCACAAGAUAUUUUUGAGGAUGAUAUAUUUGCUACAGAAGCAAUGAAAGCCUCACAAAAAACAAGAGAGAAGGAAAGAACAUUUGACUCCAACUUGUUUGAUGAUAACAUUGAUAUCUUUGCUGACCUAACUGUAAAACCAAAAGAAAAGUCCAAAAAGAAAGUGGAAGCUAAGUCUAUAUUUGACGAUGAUACGGAUGAUAUCUUCUCCUCUGGUAUCCAGGCUAAGACAACCAAACCAAAAAGUCGAUCUUCACAGACAGUGCCUGAAUCAAGAUCUGAACAGAAGGUGUCCAACAUAUUUGAUGAUCCCUUGAACGCCUUUGGAGGCCAGUAGAGUGUACAGGGUAUCCUUCAGCUACAUCCUUGAGUUAAUCAUGCUGUCUUCUGUGCUCACUGUCUUAACUGAAUUAUAAAAAGCAUAUACUGAAACAGCUAGCUCACUUCUUACCCAAUGUACUUAGUAUUUUUCUGUACUGGUUUUAAUCAUGCUUAAUACUGCCAAACAGAAAUAAAUGUUUCACUGUU
Balaenoptera musculus (blue whale) is the source of this 4313-nucleotide messenger RNA. Its product is annotated as WASH complex subunit 2-like. Gene Ontology annotation, molecular function: phosphatidylinositol phosphate binding; retromer complex binding. Gene Ontology annotation, biological process: protein localization to endosome; retrograde transport, endosome to Golgi. The record is from RefSeq and is a predicted model, not a curated record. Gene Ontology annotation, cellular component: early endosome; WASH complex. The transcript has 31 exons. Lineage: Eukaryota; Metazoa; Chordata; Mammalia; Artiodactyla; Balaenopteridae. The coding region runs from base 109 to 4122 and encodes 1337 amino acids.